AUGGACACGCAGAAACUAGCGCCGGCGGCAACGGACUCUGAAACGCGGCGCAAGCACUCGAAACUCGUCCAAGUGGUGCAGAACUUCUUCACCAAGACGCUGCUGGUCAUUGUGCAGGCGCGGUCCGUGCCUGAGGCGAAACCGCUGGCACAUGACGGCGUGGCCUCGGCUGAAAGCAGCGGCACCUCCAAAAUCAACAAGUGGUUCAACUUGCACAUGCCCAGCUUGGACAGCGAGUGGGCACGGCUGGAGCUCAAGCCCUGGAAGUCCCACGCGGACUUGUCGCAGUUUCCCCCCAUGAUUGUGGAGACUUUCUUGGACCUCCGGCAGCUCAGUGCGUGUGAGAUGGUAAUGUUGGAGGACGACCACGGCAGCUGCUGGCCCGUGGCCGAGGGCGGCUCCAAGAAGCUGGAGGUGGUUCUAGAGCGCUGGCUCAUCGAGUUUGACCGCAGCUCCUGCGGCCCCGACAGCGUCGUCGACAGCUCCGAGGAGCUCCCCCUCGUGUAUAAACAGGCCAUCGUGCUUCUCCGCGUGAUCUACGGCGUCGUCCGGCUCCUCCCGGCAUACAAGGCCAAGAAGCUCGUGGCAAAGCGGGCCAACAAGAAUUUGGCGUUGCGGAACCGCUUCGUCGAUGGGAAACAGCCGGUCAACUCCAAGGGCCGUGUGGGGCUCUCCAAGUCCAUUGUGCCCCACCAGAUGCUCACCACCGAGUCGCACAUGACGCAGCGGGAGUUUUCGCCCAUCCACACCAGUCUCGGCACGUUGCGCGUGUCCGUGGCAUACCGCAACCACCACAAGUUCAACGCGCAGGACCAAGAGGAGCGGUUGCUGAACCACUUCCUUCUUUCGGACCACGAGCGUGCACGGGGCUCUCAAAACCUGCGUGCGAGGGGCUCGGCUGAGAGCGGCUCGCAGACCGAGUCUGUGCAGCAGCUCAGGCGAAAGGAAAGCACUGACGAGGAGAGGGCCCCGGGCGCAACGCGCGUCCUGAGCCACGAAGCAGAUGCAAAGGCGCCCCGCGGCUCUUUCGGCCAGUUCCGCGAGAAGUACUCCGUGCUGCCGUGCACCUCCGAGCCUCAGGACAUUGGAAACACCUCUCCACGGACCACUGGGAAAAAACCGGGUCUGGCAACCAUACUCCCUCUGCCAGCCAAUGCCAGGCCAAGCAUCCAGCCUUUCAAGGUGGGCUCUAUUGGCAGCUCGUCCUCGCCGCCAUACGGCACCCUCGCUUCGGUUCAAACCAGUGGGAGAAGCUCCUCCAUGGAACGCCGCAUCUCCAUCACCAGCAACCGUUCAGGGUCCAAUGCGUCCUUGGUGGCCUUGCUCAGGAACCCGCGUGGAAGCACGUCGUCGUCUAACACGCCCAAUGUCAAUGUGGGCGUGGGCCCAAACCACCAGAACCACAAUCUUCUGUUGCCCCGGCCGAUUUCCUCCGCUGGUGGGCCACAUCAAGACACCAACCAAGAGUCAAAUCCCAACACCCCUCGCUUCUCCUCGUCCUUUGGGUCCCGUCAGAGUCGGCGAUUCAGCAACACUUCCGCUCGAAAUGCAGGGGGCUCCAACGCAGAGAGUAACGCGUACGUUGGUACUAGUGUGGGACUGGCUUCUUCAGGUGUGCCCUUCAGUGGGCUUUAUGCGGAUGAUGACAUCAGCUCUUUUGUUCAAAUGAUUGACGGGACAUCUGAACUUCGCUUGAGCAACAGCAAUCACGACUCGAAGCUGGCCACUCCAAACAAUGAUGGCAGCACACAUUUUGAGGCUUUAAACCGAUUUCAGUUGUUGAAAAGUCAAUACCAGCAUCUAAGUGAUAGCGUGAGUGCUAGCCUAGUACUCCAGCACAAUCAAUCCAGGUCGCCGCUGGACGAUAAACUCGUGGUCAGGAGAUCAUCGCAGUCCACCAGCUCACCGGCGCCGUCCUUGCCAGUUGGAUCCUACGAGAACUCACACUUACCGUCUAUUGUGUCAAGACUCAGCAAACUUGAUUCCCAGAGAUCACAGAGCUCCUCGGAAAAUAGACCUUCGAGUCGGGCUGAUCACACAAGCUCACAUGCGCCUCAUCUAGUGGCCCCACCACUGACUGUGACCACAAUCGCACAUGCAACACAUGCUCUUAGCCCAGGAUCCAAAGAGGCUGUUUCCGGGCCUGCCACAAGCCCCUCGGCCUACAAUCCUUCAAGAGAGGAUGUCAAGUACGAGAAUGUAUUUGAGGAAGAUGAUGAGGGGAUUGAUUACUUCGUCUCCCUGCGUGGCAAUAAACAUCAAUCCUCGCAAGACCAUGAUAUGAGCUUUGAUAACGACGACUUGCUCUUUGAAAUGACGGACACCAGGUAA
This is a messenger RNA of Metschnikowia bicuspidata var. bicuspidata NRRL YB-4993, 2331 nucleotides long. Its product is annotated as serine/threonine protein kinase regulatory subunit. Gene Ontology annotation, biological process: autophagosome assembly; mitophagy; piecemeal microautophagy of the nucleus. The transcript has a single exon. Gene Ontology annotation, cellular component: Atg1/ULK1 kinase complex; cytosol; extrinsic component of membrane. Bases 1 to 2331 code for a protein of 776 amino acids. NCBI's taxonomy places the organism in Eukaryota, Fungi, Ascomycota, Pichiomycetes, Serinales, Metschnikowiaceae. The record is from RefSeq and is a predicted model, not a curated record.